AUGUGGUUUGAAGAAAGAUCUUGGAAUAAUAUGAAAAUGUCUUCAUUAAUAGUUGAAGAAUGGAGAGAUGUAUGGUCAUAUAAAGUUGACUUUCUUUUAUGUGGAAUUGCUUAUCUUGUAGCAACAACAAAUAUCUUAAAUUUACCUCGUCUUAUUAUUGAUAAUGGUGGUCUUGCCUUUGUUACUGCUUAUGGUGUUUCAUUAAUUUUAAUUGUACUUCCAAUAAUUAUUCUUGAAAUUGCUGUUGGUCAACUUACAGGUCGUGCCCCAGUACGAGCUUUCUAUAAUAUUUCACCUUUUUUUAAAGGUGUUGGUGUAUCACAGAUACUUUUUUGUAUUUUUGUACUUGCUUAUAUGUCAAGAUUUCUUGGUUGGUUAUUACUUUAUGCUUUUCAUUUAUUUUUAACAAUUAUUGAUGAAAGACCUGGUUUACCAUGGUUAGAUUGUAAAAAUUUUACUGAAUUUCAUAGAACAACAUGUAGAGAAGCUGGAAAAUUUACUAAUCUAACAAUUACAUCAUCAUCACAACUUUCAGCUAUUGCUGAACAAAGUUCAUUGUCACAAUUUAUGAAUGCUCUUGAAAAUCCAUCUUCAUCAAUAGCUGAUUUUGGUAAUUUUCAAGUUUAUCUUCUUGCAUCACAAGGAGCUGUUUGGAUAUUAGUAUUUAUUGCUAUAUGUCUUGGUGUACGUUGGUUAGGUAAAGUUAUUCAUAUAACUUUCCUAGUUCCAUUUUCUCUAUUAUUAGCACUUGUAUUACGUGGACUUACACUUAACGGUGCUACAGAAACUAUAGAGAAAGUUUACUAUUUAACAGAUUGGCAUGUUUUAGAAGAUUAUAAAGUAUGGAAACUUGCUAUUGAACAGGCUCUUCUUGCUUGUGGUGUUGGUUUUGGAACAUUUAUUACAAUGGGAUCAUAUAAUAAAAGAAAUAAUAAUUUAGUUGGAGAUUCAUUUAUAAUAGUAUUUUGUCAUGCUUUAAUAACUUUCCUUCAAGUUAUUUGUGUUUAUUCUUUUGUUGGUUUUGUAUCUAGAAAAACGGGUAUUGAUUCAACAACUCUACUUACUCAAGGUGAAGAUCAAAUGUGGCAUUUAUUAACAUAUAUGAGUUAUCUUUAUAAUAUUCGUUUAUGGACUGGAUUUUUAAUAUUCUCAAUAAUCUUCGUACUUUUAUCAAUAUUUUAUUUACUCACACUCAAUAUUUUGUCAACAGUUGAAGAUGCAUUAGGAGAAAAAUCCUCAAAAUGUUUACCUCGUUUUAUAUUAGCAUUACUUAUAUGUAUUAUCUUAGCCGUUGAAUUAUUUGCUGUCUCAUGGAUUUAUUGUGCACAUUCUCUUGGAAAAGAUUUACAUGUCCUUAUUAAACCAGCAUGUUGUUGGUGUUUAGGACAUUUUAUUUUAUUCUUUACCUACUUAUUACCAGCUAUUCCUAUUGCUAUUGCUUAUUUUAAUGUAUCAUCAUAUACAUUUGAUGAGUAUUCUAAACAAAUAAAAGAUUGGAAAUAUAGUGAAUAUAUUGGAUUUCUUAUUGCUAUAUUACCAUUAUUACCAAUACCAUUAUUUGGAUUCUUUACUAUAUGUUGUAAUUGUUGUGGAAAGAAAAAUAUUUCAAAAUGUGAAAAAAUUCGUGAAUCAUUCCGUUCACCAUUAAAAUAUGAUCUCCUUAAAAAUCAUCCUAGUGAAAGUCAUCCUGAUAGAGAAGAAACUCAUUCACCACCAAGAUAUGUUGCUUCAGCUCCUGGAUAUACAUUGUUAAGUCCAAAUGCUACACAUGGAGCACCAUUAGCUGAACCAGAAAGUUAUAACGACAUGUAUGCAACAGAACAAAGAAGUAUUGUAUAUUAA
Molecule: messenger RNA, 1842 nt
Organism: Strongyloides ratti
Lineage: Eukaryota; Metazoa; Nematoda; Chromadorea; Rhabditida; Strongyloididae
Product: Sodium-and chloride-dependent creatine transporter 1
Exons: 3
Coding region: 1-1842 (613 amino acids)
Biological process (GO): sodium ion transmembrane transport
Cellular component (GO): membrane
Source: RefSeq, a predicted model, not a curated record